UUUCCGACUUUUUUUUUACUAACUUUGCUGAUCUAGCCAUGAUAGAUUUUUGCAUUAAAUAUGAUCAAAUAUAUCGGCGUUGGUGUUUGAAACAAAAUAAUUUAGCGACGGUUAUUUGUCGAAAAAUUUCACUUUUAGCAGUUUCAGUAAUAAUGGCGGAAACGGCGGGUAAAAAUUUAUUGACCAACCAGAAGAAGGAGUUUCACUAGUUGACCAAUCAAAAAAUGUUUCAAAGUAUUUGUAGCAUCGAUAGCAAUCUGAAGGAAGGAACAGAAUACAGGUGCAGAACACAGAACGAAGUAUUUGAAGAGAGGUGCACUUGCUGCUGAUGAUCAGCUGGUACUACAAUGCAAUGUGUUGAUUAACAGUGUUGACAUUAGUCCACCUGAUUGUCAAAAUGUAUCGUCUGAAUUCGAUAUCGCAAAUGUCAAGAUGCGUCCUAUCAAAUAUUAAUUUUAUUCGUUCCGGAGUGAAUACUCGACGUAAUGUACAUGUUUAUAAAAAUGUUUUUGUGAAAUUCCCGCGAUUUACCGCUAGGAUAGAAAGAUAUCGCUUCAACGAUAGUCACAAAUCACAGGAGAAAAAAUCCAGGAUGCUCCUUGCAGUAUCGUUACCUACAUUAAUUUUCAAUUAUUUUCUUGGUAUCGAAGAUACCGACGAAGAAGUCCCGGAAGUUAUUAUGACGAUCAAACGAUCCAUAUUAUUGAUACAGUUUCAGCAACAUUUGCUUUCCCUUUAUAGAAGGGAGAAUAUGAUAAAGCAGAACAAAUGCUACACUUAGCGUUACGUCAAGCACAAACUAUACAACAUUAUGAUGCUGUUACAUACAUCUAUGACGUAAUGGCUAAUCUUGCUUUCGACACUGGAAAAUAUCGCAAAGCAGAGCAAUUGUUCGUAUCAGUUUUGCAAAGGCUGAUAUCGAAUGGAGCUACAGAAAAUGAUAUGCGGGUUAUCCAUAUAAGCCUGAAAAUGGCCAAAGUGUUUGAACAUCUUGACAUGCCAAAGAAAGCAGAGCAAGGUUAUAAAUUUUGUAUGGAAAAUUUGGAAUCGCACAUUGAAAAAGAUCCUGACAAUAAAGAUGCUGUGUUGCUACAGGGUAUAGCUUUUGAUUGGUACGCACGAAUGUUACUUUCACAAUCUCGAUAUACCGAAGCUUUAAAUUAUCUCCUUCAAGCUUAUAAUAUAUGUAAAAAAAUAAAUGGUGAAGAACACGAACAAACUGUUGUUCUGCUUAAUGAUUUGGGAACAAUUUGUUGUAUACGAGAAGAAUAUGAUGAAGCUAUUAAAUAUUUGUCUGCUGCAGCAAAAAUAGGGGAAAACUUACCUGAUAUGAUUGACUUGGGUUCAAUUCACGUGAAUUUAGGAAGUGUGCUUUUAAAAAAAGGUUUAUAUGAUGAAGCUAAAAAAUCUUGUCAACGAGGAAGAAAAAUAGCUAAAAGUAAAGAAGACAAUGAUUCUUUGUUAGAAGCAGAUGAAUGUCUCAAGGAAGUAAAAAGAUUACUGUUGUUGUAAAUCCUUAUGAUUAUCUCAGAUAGUUUAAUUUUUUAUUAAAAGUAUGUAUGUUUAGAUAAGAUUUAGAGAAUUUGCAUUGUAAAUAUAUGUAGAAAAGUAUUUAAAGAAUUUUAAUGAU
This is a messenger RNA of Acromyrmex echinatior (Panamanian leafcutter ant), 1630 nucleotides long. It is a transcript of the gene Ttc19, whose product is annotated as tetratricopeptide repeat domain 19. Gene Ontology annotation, molecular function: protein binding. Gene Ontology annotation, cellular component: mitochondrial inner membrane. Lineage: Eukaryota; Metazoa; Arthropoda; Insecta; Hymenoptera; Formicidae. Gene Ontology annotation, biological process: mitochondrial respiratory chain complex III assembly. The record is from RefSeq and is a predicted model, not a curated record.